GCGAGUUCUCUUCCCGUCGGAUUACUGACGAGACCGCACGCGCAGGGACGGCUCCCAAGUCGAGUAUCGCCAAGUAAACCGAACAGCUCCCGGUCCCGUCACCACAGUGAGUGGAAACCGAAGCAGAGAUGGACCCAAGCGCUCAGCCAGGAGGUGCCGAGGUUCCCAUUCCAGAGAGGAGCAUCAUCAGCGGGGAGAACUCCCAGUUCAGAAAGAUGCGACGCCACGCUCGCCUGUCUCAGUCGGAGAACUCAGGAGAGGAGUGUUUGGGCUCCUCGGUGGAGGCCAGCGGCUCGUACGGCCACAGCCCCAACCUGAAGGGAGGCAGCUACCAGCGCAGAGGCUUCGGCAGCGGCAACAAGCUCCUGUCGUCGUCCCCCAGGAGCCCCAACACCAGAGGCUUCCAUUCCAAACGCCACCCCGCUCAGCACCUGGACCAGGAGGGCCAGCCCGUCAUCGUGAAGUCCUCCGGCACCCCUCACCGCCAGUACAGCAGAGGGCGCAACCGCUCCUCCUCUGAAACUGAGAAGGGGGACAAGGAGAGGGUCCCGAGGAAGAGGGGCCGCUCCGAGACGGAAUACAGGCCCAAGUGGGACAACACAAACAUGAGCGGACUACAGUGCCUCGCUUCUGAGAGAAUCUGGUUCGACAAGAACCGCUACGACGAGGCCGAGAGGCGCUUCUACGAGGGAGCCAACGGCCCGUCUGCUCAGCAGCAACAGACAGACCUUAGUGCCAUCAUGCAGGACAUUGCCCAGUCCAGACAGCUCAUUCAGCAGUCGCUCAGCGGAGUGAAAACCGCCAUGCAGGCCAAAGGUCGCCAACAUAAGCGCUCGCACAGAAACUCGUCCUCACACGGUGGCGACGCCGAGCUGGUGGCUCGCAUGAAGAGCCUGGAGCUGGAGAACCAGACGCUGCACAAAGUGGUGGGGGACAUGAAGGCAGCGCUGCAGAAGCUGGAGUCACGAGUAGCCAUGUUGGAGAAGAGCCCCGCGCCAGCAGCCGUCCCUGCUGCCAAGGCCGCGCCAGCCCCAGCCAAACCGGCCCAGAACGGAGACGAAGAUGACGACGACUUCGACCUGUUCGGCAGCGACGAGGAAGACGACGAGGAGGCGGAGCGGCUGAAGGAGGAGCGAAUCGCCGCCUACGCAGCCAAGAAGUCCAAGAAGCCCGCGCUGAUCGCCAAGUCCUCCAUCCUGCUGGACGUCAAGCCGUGGGACGACGAGACCGACAUGGUGCAGCUGGAGGCGGCGGUGCGCUCGGUGCAGAUGGACGGCCUCCUGUGGGGAGCCUCCAAGCUGCUGCCUGUCGGCUACGGCAUCAAGAAGCUGCAGAUCAACUGCGUGGUGGAGGACGACAAGGUCGGCACCGACAUCCUGGAAGAGGAGAUCGUCAAGUUCGAGGACCUGGUGCAGAGCGUGGAUGUUGCUGCCUUCAACAAGAUCUGAGCGCCGCUCUCCACAUGCUGCCAAUUAAAGUUCCAAAGCUGUGGCCGCCACUCUUGUCUGUCCUUUGUCGCUCACACAGGGAGGGGACACACUUUCAGGGACGAGC
Messenger RNA from Synchiropus splendidus (mandarinfish), 1554 nucleotides. Its product is annotated as elongation factor 1-delta-like. Bases 129 to 1448 code for a protein of 439 amino acids. Gene Ontology annotation, cellular component: eukaryotic translation elongation factor 1 complex; cytosol. The record is from RefSeq and is a predicted model, not a curated record. Gene Ontology annotation, biological process: translational elongation. The transcript has 11 exons. Gene Ontology annotation, molecular function: guanyl-nucleotide exchange factor activity; translation elongation factor activity. Lineage: Eukaryota; Metazoa; Chordata; Actinopteri; Syngnathiformes; Callionymidae.